UUCUGGUCACCUAAUUGGAUAUCCAACUUUUAUUGGAGACGUAACUUCUAUUCAACACUUGGAUUUUGAUGUCCCACCUCGCCAUGGUUUCCUGGCAUGUGAGCUUGAGAACCUAAAAUGUCUCCGUCAUUUAUAUGCCCGUGGGCUUGAAAAUGUCAAUGCACGGGAAGCUACUUUGGCCAAGCUGUGUGAAAAGGAAAAUCUCAUUAUGUUGUCACUCACUUGGCAUAGUGGCCAACUUGAAGCAGAUACAGAGGAACGAGUACUCAAUAGCCUUGAACCUCACAUAAAUCUUGCCAAGCUGAAGAUUGAAGGAUAUAAUGGUAUGAGAUCUCCGAGUUGGAUGGAAAAUCCCAUGCUCACCAACUUGACAUACAUUUCACUCUCAUGCUGUAACAACUGGCAACACCUUCCACCUCUAGGCAGGCUACCUUCACUCAAGUAUCUCUACCUAGCAGAUAUGGAUGCAGUGAAAAUAAUAGAAGAUUCAUUUUAUGGCUGUGACAGUACUUUUGCCUUCCCAUCUCUCAAGUUGCUCUCAAUUGAAAGUCUUCCAUCGCUAGAGGAGUGGGUUGAAGUGGAGGGUAUGAUUAUGUUUCCGCGGCUCGAGGAACUAUUCAUUAGAAGAUGCAGGGUAUUGAGAAAUAUUCCAGCAUUACCAUCUAGUCUUGCCUAUCUUGAAAUAAGUGACGUUGGUUUGUCCACUCUUCCUGCAACUUAUCAUUCUAGUCAAACAGCAGUACCCCAAAAGCCAUUACGAUCCCGGCUGAAGAUCUAUAAUUGUUCAAACCUAGUCACACUAGGCCAAGAGUACUGUUUUCUCUGUCUUGAGGAAUUAGACAUUCAGUAUUGUGGAAAUCUGUUGUAUCUGCCAAUGGAUCGGUUGCAGGCACUCCCACUUCUCAAAAGUUUGACAGUGCUGGAUUGCCCAAAGCUGAUGGCACCGCAGGCAGAUAUCAGUUUGCCAUCGUCUAUCAGAGAGCUUUAUAUUGCUCGAUGUGGUUUUUACAGCACUUGUCUACUAAACACCCUGUGCAGACUCACUUGCCUUACUACUCUGCGUUUAUAUGAUUGUGCGAUAGCAGCUGCCCCACCUGAAGAUAUCAGUUUGCCAUCGUCAAUACGGAAGCUUCAUAUUAUUUCAUUUGGUGUUUAUGAGACCUGUCUUCUCAAUUCCCUGUGUAGUCUCACUUCCCUAAGUACUCUUUGUUUAAGUAAUUGUGCGAUGACAACCCUUCCAUCUGCAGAAGUUUUUAGGAGUCUCAGAUCUGUGCAGCAUUUGGAAAUUGUGCGCUGCAGCGAGCUUUCUGGGUUAGAUGGAAUAGAAGAACUCGCAUACCUCACGGAGUUAGUUGUCGAUGGAUGCGAGAAGCUUCUUAGCAUAUCGUCUCCAGAAAUGUUUCAAGUUUCUGAUCCUAGUCAAACUGCUAGUGUCUUUCCUUCACACCUUGGAAGACUUCACAAGCUGAGAAUCAGCAAUCCAUUUCCCUUGCAAUGUGAGCCGUUGAGAAGAGCCAACUCAGUUAAAGACUUGACUAUUCAUAGCGGCUCUAGAUGUUUACCUGAGGAGUGGUUGAUGCAAAACUGUAACCAUCUUAAACACCUGGGAGUGCUUGAUGCUUCUCAACUGGAGUGUGUACCUUCAAUCAUGGCAAGGCUCACCUCCCUCGAAACACUGGAAUUUAAAGGAGCUAUACUGAUCCAGUCACUUCCAGAGCUGCCUGCCUCCUUACGAGUUUUACAAUUCCUCGGUUGUCACCCUGUACUGAAGCAACGAUGCAGAAAGAGAAGAGGUUGUGACUGGCAUAAGGUUGCUCACAUCCGUUAUCUGCAGAUUGUACAGGAUUCUCCAUCAUCAUAUUCCUGGAAUUCCAACUAUCUUCUGGCUUGAUUCUUGUAAAACUCUGUCUUAUAUGUAUCGGGUGUUCACACUAACGUGAAUGUGAUCCCUUGGCCUUUCUGGGCGCCAAGAUCACCUCCGGCGACACCCCGCU
This is a messenger RNA of Lolium rigidum, 1994 nucleotides long. RefSeq lists its product as uncharacterized. The record is from RefSeq and is a predicted model, not a curated record. NCBI's taxonomy places the organism in Eukaryota, Viridiplantae, Streptophyta, Magnoliopsida, Poales, Poaceae. The transcript has 2 exons. The coding region runs from base 209 to 1891 and encodes 560 amino acids.